GUCUCCACGUGACAGUUUUUCCGUGCAGUUUUUUAAGGGUGCAUAGUUGCUCUCCUAUGAGAAAGGGAAUUGUUCUUACCCUAGACAGUUUUUGUAGUCUGAAUUAGCACUUGUGAGGUUUCACAAGUCAGACUGGGCUGUUGAGAGCUUCUCCCGAAGAUGUACAUGCUGGUGGAAAACCGCACGAGUUCCCAUCUUCAUCUGAAGAGGUCACCUGGCAUCCGAUCUUGGUCUCUCUGUGCUGGAAUAGCCUCCAUAGGUUUGGCUGCUGCUUAUUAUAGUGCAGACAGCCUGGCAUGGAAGCUCUUCUACAUGGCUGGGUGUUUCUUUGUGGCAGCACAGAAUCUGGAGCAGUGGGAGGAAGCUGUGUUUGAUAAGAAUAAGGGAACAGUCUGCCUAAAAACAUUCAAUCUUUACAAGAAAAUGCUGACCUUCUCCAAAGGAGGCAAUGAACAAGUAGUGGCUCUGCUGAAUGAGAUCCGAGAUGUAAACGUGGAAGAGGAGACUGUGCGAUAUUUUGGGAAGGGUUACGUGGUUGUGCUACGAUUUGUCACUGGAUUUUCCCACCCGCUGACUCAGAGCGCCGUGCUGGGCUGUAGAAGUGAUGUGGAAGCAAUUGCCAGACUCAUUACUAUUUUUCUGGAACUGGACAGAGUAGACAGCCAACAAGAUCUCUCUCAGAGCAGUGAAACAGAGGCUAGCGAUGCAGAUGAACCACUGGAUAAAUACGAAUAGUCAUUAUUAGCUGAAGAAAGCAGAAACUUCGAACAUCUGGAAAGUAUACUGGUUGUUCUUCAGAAAAAGAAACCCCUCCAUUUUGUCCUGGGCAUUUCUCUACAUGUGCAUUUAGAGUGCGAGGAGUCUGUCUUAGGGCUUUUUAAGCCAAACUGCUUCAAGGUCCGCGCUCGCAGGAUUGCAUUGUAGAGUCCAAAGCGAACUCUGGUUUGUUUGCUCCUUCAGCUUAGUUACUGCAUGUGGACGUUGCUGGCGUUUGAAUUUUGUCAGCUCAUCAAACUUCUCUAGGAACAGUUAAUUGUGAACAAAUUGGUUUGAAAUCUUUCAUCACUUUCCCAUUGAUGAGGUGGAGAUACAGAUGUAAACUUCCACUUAGCGCAAACAUCUGCUGCAGGUACUGUAUAUGAAACAUCGAAAGCUCAGUUUGUGACUUAUAACCCAGUGCUCUGAAGUUUUUCUUGAAAUGUUAGAAAUGACUGCAUAUACUGCUAAACUGGUUUUAUGCAGCUUAAUAUAUGCAAUUAGGUGAUACAGGUUAGUAGCACUUUUAUCUGCUCUACUACUGACUUGCCUUUAGCUAACCAGUCAAAAUUAAAGUUGGAGUGACUGUCCUGGAAUUGGAAAUCUCAGGCUGACCAACUUGUUCCACUGCCUUACUUCUCUUGGACUUACCAAGGAGCUGUAAACAAAAAGUGAUUACGUGAUCAUCUUUGGGAUGUUCUAGCUUAAUCCUGUUCCAACUUCUGGGCAGAGAAGACAGAAUAACCUUUUUCUACACCUCAACAUUGACUGUUUUGACUGUGUACUUAGAAAGGAAGAAAAGCACACCUGUUAUUUU
This is a messenger RNA of Cuculus canorus (common cuckoo), 1573 nucleotides long. RefSeq names its product cytochrome b-245 chaperone 1. The transcript has 7 exons. The record is from RefSeq and is a predicted model, not a curated record. The coding region runs from base 160 to 735 and encodes 191 amino acids. NCBI's taxonomy places the organism in Eukaryota, Metazoa, Chordata, Aves, Cuculiformes, Cuculidae.